Messenger RNA from Microbotryum saponariae, 1951 nucleotides. The record is from the annotation of a GenBank genome assembly. Lineage: Eukaryota; Fungi; Basidiomycota; Microbotryomycetes; Microbotryales; Microbotryaceae.
AUGACACGACAGUCACCCGUUCCAUCAAGCGAAGGCCGGCAUGUCAGCUGCGAAUCGGUAAGUCGACGCUUGGACACGUCCCCCCUCCGCUCGUCGUGGCCGGCGCGUGCGGUCGCUUACGACAAACGCGCGUUGCGAGGAGUCCGUUUGCCCGAAACCUCCGCACGCCUGGGCGCACGAUCGCACCGCGGACGAAGCUGACCCAAAACCCCCUCUUGCCACACCGUCUGCCUUGGCACAGUGUCGCAAGCGCAAGGCUAAGUGCUCUCGUACACCUCAGUGCAGCAUGUGCACCGCUCGAGGCGUCGUCUGUACCUGGGCACCCGGAACAGGGCCAAGGUGAGUUUCACGAGUCAUUGAGACACCUCUCCCGCACCAUCGCAAGGUCCGCCUCGCCCCACACCCGCGUUGAAGUUCGGCUGCUGUCCCACCUGGAUCGACAUAUCAACACGCAUUUUAACGUCGCUCAAAGGAAACAUGUAUGCUCCACGCUGGUCAGCUCGGGUCGACACCUGUGGUGAACCUUCGGCGUGGGUCGCCUAGUCGUGCCUCAUUCAGGUGACCUAAUCCCCUGCCAGGACGGCGCUCAGUUCGGCCUGCGGCGUCCCCAAAUCGAGCCAACGCCAGUUUCGAGCCGGAGUUUGCUCCCUUGCGCCCUAGGCUCGCGAACCCCACGGACCCACACACCCACACCCCUGUUCGGCGUCUUCCUUAGCGCGCAUACAUUUCCGAUUGCCGCACCUCGCAACUGAGACCUUGUGCUGACAAUGGAAACAUCGAUUCCGCUUACUUUCUCCGCACCAGCCGAACUUCCGAAGAAGCCGACCUCGCCGCUUGUGAAGCCGAAGUAACCCGUCUGAGCAAGCUCAACGCUCAACUCACACUGCGGAUCCAGCAACUCGAAGAGGAGGUCGUCAAUGCGAUACGGCGAGAGCGUACGUGGGCCGAUUGGCGCGAAGGAUACGGUCGGGAGCGUGGGUUUGUUCAGCAAUCACCAGGUGCUCGCGAGUUCCCUUCGCGACCGACAUCUCCACAAUCCAUGCGCUCUUAUCAGCCUUCGGGCCCGACGUAUCUGCGGACAGGGGUGUCCGCUCGGCGUCGGUCAAUUUCACCGCCCCGUCACGCAAGUCGGCAACCUUCGGUGCCGCCUGCAACAACGUCCCCUCGGCAACUCUCACAUUCGCAAGGUUCGCCACAGAACCGGGUGUACUAUCGUUCCGAGCCGGACACUAAACCCAACCUGGCUCAGUACGAGCGGCCUGCCGCUUCGGGCUUUGUCUCGCCCCGGGUCCCGCGCAUGAAUUAUCGUGGGGAUCGAACCGCCGGUCCCGACACCAUCUCACGACACCAAGAAGCCUCCAAUUCGUCUACACCACGGAAAGAAGGCGCAGAACCGGACGAGCGCGAACACUCCCCCGUUUCGUCCAGUCUCGAAAAAGCCGCUCAUCUGUCUCUGGCCGCCUUGCGCAACCAUAACCCAGGGGCCGAGUCGGCGGGGGUCACUUUACCUCGAUUACAAAUGGAUGCACCUUCUUCAUCCUCUAGAGCCUAUUUGGGUCCCUCAAACUCGUCUUCCGAAACUUCGAAUGCUCGAUCGUACGGCCUGCAGCGACAAGGUUCUGACCCUUGGCAAUACCGUGUCUCACCUUCCUCGCUACCGCAAUGGGCGAAACACCAAGCCUCCGCAUCGAGCCGCUCGAAUCCUCCGACGAUGGAAACCUCAGCUGAAAGGGAACGCACCCAGAGUUACCCUCAAAGUGUGACCUCGUCGACCUCUCCUAGAUCAAGUCAUUUCGAAAGCGUCGCAAAUUCAAGUUCGCGCAGUCGAACGAGCUCCGGGCCUAGUACGUGCGCGACGAGUACCGACAAGAUGGAUGUGGAGUCGGACCAACCGGAUGAAGACCCCGAUCCGUCCAUCCUUGCUCGCCUUGACAGAGCACCGAGUGCUUAA